This is a messenger RNA of Sphaeroforma arctica JP610, 475 nucleotides long. RefSeq lists its product as hypothetical. The annotation marks the transcript as partial. The record is from RefSeq and is a predicted model, not a curated record. The transcript has a single exon. Lineage: Eukaryota; Ichthyosporea; Ichthyophonida.
AUGGGCUCUGAAUCUGACUCAGAGUCCGACUGGGUACUGAUCGAUGAAUCGGAUGGGCAACUAGACAUACGACGAGAGAGUAGAGAUAUCACCAGCAGGCUACCAACCGAAAACAUUCGCAUCGGCAGUAGCGGUCAGUUGUCAAGGAAACGGAGCAAGACUAACGAUGGGAGUGUAAGCACGCUCUCCAGCGGCCACAGCUCUAUAUGCAACAUAAACAUUAACAAAGACUACUCGACUGACGAUACGGAUAUGAUCGAGUUUGACAGAAAUAUACACGUGGAUGUAAGUAUGGGAGAUACACUAUCGCGCGUGUGGGUGGUUUUUGAAAACCAGCGUUGGUACUAUGGACUGGGUUGGUCUACUACCUUGGCAACCGAUCGCUUGAGUUUUAGCAACCACAGCGGCAAUGUGGGGAUCAAGAAAAGACCGAGCUUUAUGGGUGUCGCUGGUGAUGCAGAUAUAGUCUGCCAUA